Molecule: messenger RNA, 1466 nt
Organism: Cynara cardunculus var. scolymus (artichoke)
Lineage: Eukaryota; Viridiplantae; Streptophyta; Magnoliopsida; Asterales; Asteraceae
Product: patellin-6
Exons: 4
Coding region: 2-1258 (418 amino acids)
Molecular function (GO): lipid binding
Source: RefSeq, a predicted model, not a curated record
AAUGGACCCAUCAUCAUCACCUUCUCCAAUCUCUUUCUCCGAUCACAACAAAACCUUCGUCCAAUCGUUAAUGGAUUCCGCCACCACUCCCCACCGUACACCCUCCUUCAAAGAAGACACCUACCACCUCCACAACCUCAAACCUUCCGAAAAGAAAGCUCUUCAAGACCUCAAAGACAAACUCACCGCCACUUCCGAUGACCAUUUCUCCAUGUGGGGAGUCCCAUUACCGCCACCAACCACCACCAUCGCCGACGCCGAGAAAUCCGAUGUCAUUCUCCUCAAAUUCCUCCGAGCUAGAGACUUCAGGGUUCAAGAUUCUCUCAACAUGCUCCUCAAAUGUCUCUCAUGGCGAAAAGAUUUCGGAGCUGACACCAUUGUUGAAGAGGAUUUAGGGUUCGAAGAACUUGAAGGUGUGGUGGCGUACAUGAAUGGAUACGAUCGAGAAGGGCAUCCCGUGUGUUAUAAUGCUUAUGGGGUUUUCAAAGAUAAAGAAAUGUAUGAAAAAAUCUUUGGAGAUAACGAGAAAUUGAAGAAGUUUCUGAGAUGGAGAGUUCAGGUUCUUGAAAGAGGGAUUCAGAUGCUGCAUUUUAAGCCCGGUGGGAUUAAUUCAAUCAUUCAGGUUACAGAUCUUAAAGACAUGCCAAAAAGAGAGCUUAGAGUUGCUUCUAAUCACAUUCUUUCACUCUUUCAAGAUAAUUAUCCAGAAAUGGUGGCUCGUAAGAUCUUCAUCAAUGUACCAUGGUACUUCAGCAUGCUGUACUCAGUGUUCAGCCCAUUUUUGACUCAACGAACCAAGAGCAAGUUUGUCCUUUCUAAGGAAGGAAAUGUUGCAGAAACUCUUUACAAGUACAUAAGGCCAGAGGAUGUACCAGUACAGUAUGGUGGACUGAGUCGACCCAGUGAGUUGAAAACUGGUCCACCCAAACCAGCUUCUGAGUUCACAGUCAAAGGUGGAGAAAAAGUUAAUAUUCAAAUUGAGGGCAUUGAGGCUGGGGCAACGAUAACUUGGGAUAUUGUCGUUGGAGGGUGGGAUUUGGAAUACAGUGCUGAGUACGUCCCUAUAGCCGACGGAAGCUACACGAUUGCGGUGGAGAAGUCGAGGAAGAUGAGCCCUACCGAAGAGGCCGUUCACAACUCGUAUACCGCAAAAGAAGCCGGAAAGUUGGUUUUAUCGGUUGACAACUCGGCUUCCCGGAAACGGAAGGUUGCAUCCUACCGCUAUUUGGUUCGGAAAUCUACCAUCGUCGUUAUGUGAGUUUCUUUCUGUAUGGUGUUUGUUACGUCUAAUUUUAGUGAUUUUGGUUCGAUCGAGAACGUAAUGAAGCAAUAUUUGUCUACGUAAUAUGUAAUAUGUAAUAUGUAACAUGUAAGUUGUAACGUAAGAGUCGGUUGUAUUAGAGUGCCUAAGUAGAAUAAGAGUAUAUUAACUUAGACGAGCGUUAUAAAGGUGUGAUUGUAGACAA